Neltuma alba is the source of this 243-nucleotide messenger RNA. RefSeq names its product holotricin-3-like. The transcript has a single exon. The record is from RefSeq and is a predicted model, not a curated record. The coding region runs from base 1 to 243 and encodes 80 amino acids. NCBI's taxonomy places the organism in Eukaryota, Viridiplantae, Streptophyta, Magnoliopsida, Fabales, Fabaceae.
AUGGGCGGCAAAGGUGGCGGUGGCGGCGGAGGCAAAGGAGGGGGCAGCGGAGGUGGUAAAGGUGGCGGUGGUGGCGGCAGCGGGAGCAAAGGAGGGGGCAGCGGGGGUGGCAGCAAAGGCGGCGGCGGCGGCUAUAUGAAAGCGCCGGGUGGUGAUGGAGCGUACAUAUCAAGGGAUGUGUUCGAGAGUAACCCACAAGCUUAUUUCAGUGAUCUUCAUUCUGCAGAGAAGGGAAACAAGUAG